Messenger RNA from Gaeumannomyces tritici R3-111a-1, 2683 nucleotides. Its product is annotated as inositol-3-phosphate synthase. The transcript has 2 exons. Gene Ontology annotation, cellular component: cytoplasm. The coding region runs from base 738 to 2396 and encodes 552 amino acids. Gene Ontology annotation, molecular function: inositol-3-phosphate synthase activity. Gene Ontology annotation, biological process: inositol biosynthetic process; phospholipid biosynthetic process. The record is from RefSeq and is a predicted model, not a curated record. Lineage: Eukaryota; Fungi; Ascomycota; Sordariomycetes; Magnaporthales; Magnaporthaceae.
CAGAUAGCUGUGAAUCACGUUUUAAAUCGCUGCUCGCACGCCAAAAAUCUAUCCCUCUCUUCCCUUCUUCUUGCUAUCGACUGAUCAACAAAGCACAACAGCAGCAAACAGCCUCGUCUUCGCCUCACUGCAAUCCCGCCCCAUCUCAACAAUUUUCUUUCCACCUCCCGAUCCCUCGUGAUUCUGUUGAGGGCCCUGUAGGACUGCCUCCACACAGGGGAGCUGGACCUCGUCCAUCGGCUUGACGGCCUCAGUAUAACCUCUUGUACAGUUGUCUGAUCGCUGCUCUCUUGGGGCACGAUCACCAGCCCCGUCAAGACGUUUUCCAAUCUCCUCAACUCCGUCCACCACCCCUACGCCGGAGCCCGUUGCUCAGCCUCCCCGGGGAGUGCGGCGGACUCACCCUACACCCUCUGAGAUCCUUCGUCCAACUCAGCACCUAUCAUUGAACCACCUCGACGGGCCUCUCAGCCUCUCCUGCCCACCUCACUGCCUUUUGGCACAUCACUACCUGACGUGACACCCUAGCAUCCCUCAUCUAUAAAAGGGUCCCUGUCUUCCUGCCUUUUGUAGCCUCGAAAGCUGCCCUAUCACGCAUCGCUCUCAUAGAUUCAGCCAGGCAAGCUCCUAGGUCGCCAUCUUCCCAGCAUCCGCAUACAUAUCAUUAUCGACAUCAUUAUCGAUAUCAUUAAUACCAGAAACCUCCAACCUCCAACCUCCAACCUUCAAUCUGGAAGAUGGCACCUCACGCUGAAACCGAGCCUCACUCCCCCAACGGGACGGGCAACGGCCUCUGGUCCGCCCAGGGCCCGCCCCCCGCGGCGCCCAGGGAGCUCUUCACCGUCGACUCGCCCAACGUCGUCUACACCGACGACGAGAUCCGGUCCCGGUACACGUACCGCACCACCGAGGUCGCCAAGGGCGCCGACGGCAAGUACACGGCCACGCCCCGGCAGACCGAGUACGCCUUCACGGUGGACCGGAAGGUUCCCAAGGUCGGCGUCAUGCUCGUCGGCUGGGGCGGCAACAACGGCUCGACCAUCACGGCGGCCGUGCUGGCCAACCGCCGCGGCCUGACGUGGGAGACGCGCGAGGGCACCCAGAAGCCAAACUACUACGGCUCCGUCAUCAUGGGCUCGACGGUCAAGCUGGGCACCGACGCCGAGACGCGCCGCGACGUCAACAUACCCUUCCACGACGUCCUGCCCAUGGUGCACCCCAACGACCUCGUCGUCGGCGGCUGGGACAUCUCGGGCCUCGACCUGGCCGCGUGCAUGGACCGCGCCGGCGUGCUCGAGCCCACGCUCAAGCAGCAGGUCCGCAAGGAGAUGAGCCGCAUGCGCCCGCUCCCCAGCGUCUACUACCCGGACUUCAUCGCCGCCAACCAGGGCGACCGCGCCGACAACCUGAUCCCGGGCGACCGCGCCUGCGACGCCCACGUCGACCGCAUCCGCGCCGACGUGCGCGAGUUCAAGGCCCGCAACGGCCUCGACAAGGUCAUCGUGCUCUGGACCGCCAACACGGAGCGCUACGCGGCCGAGGUCGCCGGCGUCAACGACACGGCCGACAACCUGCUCGCGGCCAUCUCGCGCGGCGAGGCCGAGGUGUCGCCCUCGACCGUCUUCGCCGUCGCCUGCGUGCUCGAGGGCGUGCCCUUCAUCAACGGCUCGCCGCAAAACACCUUUGUGCCCGGCGCCGUCCAGCUGGCCGAGCGCCACGGCGUCUUCGUCGGCGGCGACGACUUCAAGUCGGGCCAGACCAAGAUGAAGUCGGCACUGGUCGACUUCCUCAUCAGCGCCGGCAUCAAGCUCACGUCCAUCGCGAGCUACAACCACCUGGGCAACAACGACGGCAAGAACUUGAGCUCGUACAGGCAGUUCCGCUCAAAGGAGAUCUCAAAGUCGACCGUCGUCGACGACAUGGUCGAGGCCAACUCGGUCUUGUACGCGCCCGGCGAGCACCCGGACCACACCGUCGUCAUCAAGUACAUGCCCGCCGUCGGCGACAGCAAGCGCGCCCUCGACGAGUACUACGGCGAGAUCUUCAUGGGCGGCCACCAGACCAUCUCGCUCUUCAACGUGUGCGAGGACUCGCUGCUGGCCUCGCCGCUCAUCAUCGACCUGGUGCUCGUGACCGAGAUGAUGGGCCGCAUCAAGUGGAAGGCCGUUGGCGAGGGCGAGGGCGAGGGCGAGGGCGAGGCUGCCGAGGGCGACUACAAGAGCUUCCACAGCGUCCUCAGCGUCCUCAGCUACAUGCUCAAGGCCCCCCUGACCCCGCCCGGCACCCCCGUCGUCAACGCCCUGGCCAAGCAGCGCGCCGCCCUGACCAACAUCUUCCGCGCCUGCGUCGGCCUCGACCCGGAGUCCGACAUGACGCUGGAGCACAAGCUGUUCUGAUUGGGCUCGUAGAGUCGCUCUUUCUUUGAGACGCUAGAGGAGGUGGUGAAUUCGUUCCUUCUUUUUGGAGGUGGCCGUGACGCAAAAGCAAAAUCUUUCGUUAAUCAUCUUGCUAUUCAGUAUCAUUCUCUUUUUGAGGAGGCCCGUUCUUUUUGGACGCUUCUCGCUGCUUCUUCUCAUUGAGCGACCUCGCCCGCUCCUUUUUCUACUUGAAUCUAGGAGCAUAGGACCCUGUCGCCGCUCGUUUAAGACAGUUGAUAAUUGAGCAUAGGACCCUGUCGCCGCUC